CAAGCAAUUUUUUGAUGAAAAUCAAGAUAAAUCUUAUUUCACCACCAACUUAUGUUGUCACGACAACAACAAUGAAUCGAGAAGAAGGUUUAAAAGCUUUGGAAACAUCUAUUAAAGCCAUUGAAGAAGUCAUUAUGAACAAGAAAGGAACAUUUGUUUUACAACAAGCUCCAAAGGUUGUCACAGAUAUGGAUGAAGCAGACUUUGCAAAGGAACUGGAAAAACUUGAACGUGAAAAUGCAGAAGUUGAUGGUGAUGAUGAUAAUCCUGAUGACGAAGAAGAACAAGAUGAAGCAUAAAUGAUUGUGGUUUGUGUUAAAACAUUUUCAGAGAGAAUGAUAGAUUGGCUGACAAGUGCUAAUUUAAUAGGAAAGAAGUUAAACUUUAACCUCUAUUGAAACACCAUUCGGACAUCAAUUUUUUCUUGUGACUAUUCAAAAUAAUAUUUCACGCCCAUGUUCAACGUGUUGUGUGAAAAUUUUCAUAGGUUUGCUUAGGUUAAAAUGAAGUCUAUAAGAGAAAUUCAAAUUGACAGUAGUUUGAACCUCUAUGAUUGAGUAUAUCUUACUUGUGUAUCCAAUAUUUAUCCAAGUAUAGUUAGUAGUGUACUGUGUUACACAGUGGAGUGUCUAGCCUCUAAAAUUGGAAGAGUAAUAUUUAUACAUGAA
Messenger RNA from Xenia sp. Carnegie-2017, 668 nucleotides. RefSeq names its product eukaryotic translation initiation factor 2 subunit 1-like. The record is from RefSeq and is a predicted model, not a curated record. The coding region runs from base 15 to 299 and encodes 94 amino acids. Gene Ontology annotation, molecular function: RNA binding; translation initiation factor activity; ribosome binding. The transcript has 3 exons. Gene Ontology annotation, cellular component: eukaryotic 48S preinitiation complex; eukaryotic translation initiation factor 2 complex; eukaryotic translation initiation factor 2B complex. NCBI's taxonomy places the organism in Eukaryota, Metazoa, Cnidaria, Anthozoa, Malacalcyonacea, Xeniidae.